Messenger RNA from Fukomys damarensis (Damara mole-rat), 2521 nucleotides. RefSeq names its product solute carrier family 22 member 1. The record is from RefSeq and is a predicted model, not a curated record. Bases 126 to 1580 code for a protein of 484 amino acids. The transcript has 8 exons. Gene Ontology annotation, cellular component: membrane. Lineage: Eukaryota; Metazoa; Chordata; Mammalia; Rodentia; Bathyergidae. Gene Ontology annotation, biological process: transmembrane transport.
UGUAUCAUGCUUGGAGAGCAACUUGAUUUCAAACCAGCCUAUUCCACAGAGCUUCAACUGAGACCUUGAUGUGGCCACUGCAGCCCAGAACACAUCUGGCAGGUUGAUAAGGGUGCUGUCCAAACAUGCCUACUGUGGAUGAUGUUCUGGAGCAGGUUGGGGAGUUUGGUUGGUUCCAGAAGCAGGUUUUUCUGAGCCUGUCCCUGGUUCCGAUUGCCUUAGCCCCCAUCUCCUUGGGCAUCGUCUUUCUGGGCUUCACCCCGGAUCACUGGUGCCGGAACCCAGGGGUGGCUGAACUGAGCCAGCGAUGUGGAUGGAGCCUGGCUGAUGAACUCAACUAUACAGUGCCGGGUCUGGGGGCUGAGAAUGAGGCUUUUCUCCACCAGUGCAUGCAGUACGAGGUGGACUGGAACCAGAGCACCCUCAGCUGCACAGACCCUCUGUCCAGCCUGCCAGACAACAGGAGUCGCCUGUCACUGGUCCCCUGUCAGCAUGGCUGGGUAUACGACAUGCCUGGUUCCUCCAUCGUAACCGAGUUUAACUUGGUGUGUGCCAACGCCUGGAAAAUGGACCUCUUUCAGUCGGGCCUGAACUUGGGCUUCUUCCUUGGCUCCCUGGGCAUUGGCUACAUUGCAGACAGGUUUGGCCGUAAGCUGUGUUUCCUGGGGACAGCCCUGGUCACUGCUGUGUCGGGUGUGCUGACAGCAGUGGCUCCAGACUACACAUUCAUGGUUCUCUUCCGCCUGGUGCAGGGAAUGGUCAGCAAGGGCGUCUGGAUGUCUGGCUACACCCUGAUCACAGAAUUUGUUGGCUCAAGCUACAGAAGGAUGGUGUCGAUCCUGUACCAGGUGGCCUUCACAGUGGGGCUGGGGGUGCUUGCUGGGGUGGCAUAUGCCAUUCCACACUGGCGCUGGCUCCAGCUGGCUGUGUCCCUGCCCACUUUCCUGUUCCUGCUCUACUACUGGUGUGUGCCGGAGUCACCGCGAUGGCUGUUAUCACAGAGGAGAAACACUCAGGCAGUAAAGAUCAUGGAACACAUUGCUCACAGGAAUGGGAAACCACCUCCUGCCGAUUUAAAGAUGCUCUCUGUGGAGAAGAAUGUGAUGGAAAAGCUGAGCCCUUCGUUUGUGGACCUGUUCCGCUCGCCAACCUUGCGGAAGUACAGCUUGGUCCUGAUGUACCUGUGGUUCUCCUCUUCUGUGCUGUACCAGGGCCUCAUCCUGCAUGUCGGGGCCACCGGGGAGAACCACUACCUGGAUUUCUUUUACUCCUCUCUGGUUGAAUUCCCUUCAGCCUUCAUCAUGCUUGUGACCAUUGACCGAGUGGGCCGAAUCUAUCCUUUGGCUGUGUCCAAUCUGGUGGCAGCAGCUGCCUGUUUAAUCAUGAUUUUUAUUCCACAUGACUCUGACAGUUUGCUCAAAGCAGUUGGGCCGUUUCACUCCCCUCCCCCAGAGACACACGACAAUUCCAUUGACCUCACCAACAUGUGGUAUGGCAAGUCUCUUCAGUACCAGCCAUUUGGUGGAUGUGCAGGCCGGUCUGUAGAUCUUAAGACCCAAGAGAAUCCAAGCUGUGUGUAAAGUUAAAGCAGAUUCCCUUUUGUCAGUUUGCAUUUGGGUACAUAAUUACUUUUCAUGCUUGUUGCCUUUGGAAAUGUUCAAUAAAUACCAGGCAGAUUUGCUGUUUUCUCCUUUGUUUUAAUCACUGUGCUUUGCACUUGUUGGCUUAAUGAGUCAUUUUGGCAGGCAUAUGUGCAAGGGGCUGUGGAAAAUGUCCUGUGAGAUCUGUGUUCUCCAGAGCUGGGCUGGAAAUACAUUGGCAGAGAGAAGACAGCUCAGUGGGGGAGGACAAAGUAGACAAGAAGAGGGGCAUAGCGAGUCUGGAAUAGAUUCCCCCUAUUUUGUCUCCAGUCUCCUGUUUCUGGACUCCCAGGGAAUAUGUCACGAACAGCAGAUUUCAGAAAUUAACAGCCCCAAUGCUGGGAAGGAGGGUGCCAAGGCCAGCAGAGCUCAGGCAUUGUCCUUCAGCACCCUGCAUUGCUCCUGCACGCACCACAGCCCUGGCCCGGUCCUCAUAUUCUGCCGCUGUCACUCAUUCCUUCCAGCGGUGCCCAUGGGGACAGGGCUGCCUGGACCCCCAGCUAGAAAAGACCCUCACAGCAGCCUGAGACUCUAAUAUUUUGGUUGGAAAUGAACAUUAGGCUGAGGAGUGGUUCAAGAACUACUGCAGAAGGGAGCUGUGUUUGUUAUCAUACCUCUUAUGUUUCAGGCACUGUGCUGGCAGUGACACAGUUGUAUCAUCAUUAAAACACCAGCCUUUAAAUUCUGUGAUUCAGGGGGGCUUUUGUUGCAUAUCAUUUCUAAAUUUCAUAGCACCCUAUAAGCUGAGUAUGAGCAUUUCCAUUUGACGGUUUAGCAGACCAAGGCACAAAGAAGUAGACAACUUCUGUAUGUCUGUACAGCUGGCAGGAGGCAGAACACAGAUUUAAAAAGUCCAUUUUUCCCUGAGAAGCUGAGGCAGA